AAAACUUAAAAACGAGUCAUGCGAAUCUGAACCUAUUGCUAAAUUAAACAUGUAUCCUGGACGAAAAUACGAACAGCAAUACGGUAAAAAACCAAGUAAUUCAGGCUAUCCAGGUUCUCAAGCACCUCCACCUCAACAACCAGCACUUCGACCUUUGCCACCAGGAUGGAUAUCUCUGUAUGAUCAUGCUAGUCAAAAAUAUUAUUUUGUCAAUCAAGCAACCGGAAUUUCACAAUGGGAUCCACCUCCACCGCAAUACUACAGUCCACCUUCACAACCACCUCCAGAUCAACGAUACAAUCCACCUUCACAACCACUUCCAGAUCAACGAUACAAUCCACCUUCACAACUUCCUCCAAAUCAAUACUAUAAUUCACCUUCGCAACCACCGCCAUAUCAGCAACCACCAUAUCAACAGCCCCCUCCGUAUCAACAAUCACCUGGUGCACCUCAACAAUAUCCAGCUCAAGGCUAUGUGAUGUAUCAAAAUCCAAAUCUACCUCCCCCUACAAAUUAUGUAUUAUCAAAUUGUACUGGACAUAAAAAAGCACUGUUGAUUGGAAUUAAUUAUUUCAAUACUAAAAACGAGUUAAGAGGUUGUAUUAAUGACGUUCACAAUGUAAAAAAGUUUUUGAUUGAAUUAUAUGGAUUCAAAGAAGCCGAUAUGUUGAUAUUAACGGACGAUCAGAGAGAUCAGACAAGGAUCCCUUAUAGGGGAAAUAUUAUAGCAGCAAUGCGAUGGCUUGUACAAGAUGCCAGACCGAACGAUUCUGGACAUGGUGGUCAAGUAGAAGAUCUUGACGGCGACGAGGAUGAUGGAUAUGAUGAAACUAUUUUACCACUUGAUUUUGAAAAAAAUGGUCAAAUAAUUGAUGAUGAAAUGCAUGAUAUAAUGGUGAAGCCACUUUUUCCCGGUGUAAGAUUAACUGCUAUUUUUGAUUCGUGCCACUCAGGGACUGCGCUUGAUUUGCCAUACAUAUAUUCCACACAUGGUGUAGUUAAAGAGUAUAAUAUUGUUUCUGAAGGAGGAAGUACUAUUAUGAAUGCUGGUAUGUCGUAUUUACGUGGCGAUUUAAAUGGUAUAAAAACGAGCAUAAUGUCAUUUGGAAAGAAGGCGAUGUCCGGAAACAAGAUAGCAGAACAAAAUAGGGUGAACAAAUCAAGUCAGGCAGAUGUUAUUAUGUUUAGUGGGUGCAAGGACGCUCAGACAUCUGCAGAUGCUAAUGAAGCCGGGCAAAACACGGGUGCCAUGUCAUACGCAUUUAUUAAAGCGUUAAUUAAGAGACAACAACUACCAAACAUACCAACAGCUUUUGAAUAG
Messenger RNA from Dentiscutata erythropus, 1321 nucleotides. The record is from the annotation of a GenBank genome assembly. Lineage: Eukaryota; Fungi; Glomeromycota; Glomeromycetes; Diversisporales; Gigasporaceae.